AUGUCCAACCCCGCCGUCCCCCCAGCCUGGGUACAGCAAUUGCUGCCCGCCAAGACGACUGGCCCUGCCCAGCUCGCUGCCGAGCGCAGCAACUCCAAGGUCGACCCCAAGGCCCUGGAGACUCUGCUGUAUCCCGACGACGCGCUGGCCAUGCGCCGCGCCGUCGAGGACGCGAUCGCCAACUCGGGCCAGGGAUUCGCAGCCAAACUCGAGGCGCUUCCCUCCCUCGGACGAGUUGAGAAGAUUGAGCGCUCCCUCGAGCGCGGAAAGGCCCUCAAGCGCCUUCGUAAGAAGCACGGAUGGACACCGGAACAAUACGCAUAUGCAAGUACGGCGGCGGGAGAGGCUCACGUCUACGGCCUCCACGACAAGGCAUUCAUCAAGUGCUUGACUGACCAAGGCUCGGCUGAGCAGCACGAGCGUUUCCUCGUUCCCGCCAAGGCUGACAAGAUUAUCGGCUGCUAUGCCCAAACCGAGCUUAGCCACGGUUCCAACGUCCGCGGACUCGAGACCACCGCUACCUGGAACCCGAGCGACAAGACUUUCAUCAUUCACUCGCCUAGCCUCACCGCGUCCAAGUGGUGGAUCGGCACGCUUGGCUGUACUGCCAACCACGCGCUCGUGAUGGCCCAGCUCAUCAUCGACGGAAAGAACCACGGUCCGCACACUUUUGUCGUUCCCGUCCGCGACAUCAAGACCCAUGAGCCCCUCGAGGGCGUGUACGUAGGCGACAUUGGACCCAAGUUUGGUUUCCAGUCGAUGGACAACGGCUUCGCCCUCUUCAACAAGGUCAAGAUCCCUCACAUCAACAUGCUCAACCGUUUCCAGAUCGUCGACCCCGACACGGGCGUGUACCAGCGCCGCGGCUCUCCGGCCUUUGUCUAUGGCGGUAUGACGUUCCUCCGUGUCGGCAUUGCCGCCGACGCCGCAACGACUCUCGCUCGCGCCGCCUCGAUCGCCGUGCGCUACACCGCGGUUCGCAAGCAGUUUGCCGACGACGACUCCAAGUCGCCCGCCGAAGUCCCCGUCCUCGACUACACCAUGGUCCAGUUCCGCCUCCUGCCCCUCAUUGCGACGUCAUACGCCCUCUUCUUCAGCACGCAGGAGCUUGGCGCUCUCUACCGCAGUUACGACCAGGCACUCUCGGGCGGCGACCAGAAGCGCGCCGAGACCCUCCUCGCUGACCUGCACAUUGGUUCUUGCGCUCUCAAGAUCCACGGCACGUUCAUCUCGGUCGAGGGUAUCGAGGCUGCUCGUCGUUCUUGCGGUGGACACGGAUACUCGCACUACUCUGGCAUUGGACACCUGUACGCUGAGAUGCUUCCUUCGGUCACCUACGAGGGCGACAACUACAUGCUCUCCAAGCAGGUCGCUCGCGCUCUUGUCAAGAAGGCAAAGGCCAACGACCCCAUGUUCGCAGCUUACAAGGCCAACCCCCGCCGUUCGUUUGACUGGUCCAAGGACGAGGACGUUGUCGCUUCCUUCGGCCACCGCGUCGCCUUCCAGACUCUCCAGAUUCUCGCUCUCCGCGAGGACGGCUGGACCUGGAACCAGCUCCUCGUCCCCUUCUGGCGCCUCUGUGCCGCAUACGCCCAGUUUGUGAUUGUUCGCGCGUUUGCCGCCGCCCUCCCCGGUGUCGCAGCCUCUGUUCCCGGCCCCACCGCGCAGGCAAUCAACGACCUCUUCCACCUCUACGUCGCCGUCGUGACCGACCAGUACGCUUCCGAGUUCACCGACGCCCACGCCCUUCCCUCGAACCGCGCCGACGGUCUCGCGCGCCAGAAGGCCAUCCUUGCGCUCCUGCAACGCGUCCGCCCCAACGCUGUCAACCUCAUGGACGGGUGGGCGUUCUCAGACAUGGUCCUCAACUCGUCUCUAGGCCGCUACGACGGCAACGUGUACGAGGACGUGUUCAAGCGCGCCGCCGCUAACCCCGUCAACACGCUCACGUUUGACGUCGACCCCGAUUCGGACGUGAUCGUGCGCCGCCGCCAGGCUGUCGCCAAGCUGUGA
Molecule: messenger RNA, 2013 nt
Organism: Cutaneotrichosporon cavernicola
Lineage: Eukaryota; Fungi; Basidiomycota; Tremellomycetes; Trichosporonales; Trichosporonaceae
Exons: 2
Coding region: 1-2013 (670 amino acids)
Biological process (GO): lipid homeostasis; fatty acid beta-oxidation using acyl-CoA oxidase
Cellular component (GO): peroxisome
Molecular function (GO): fatty acid binding; acyl-CoA oxidase activity; FAD binding
Source: RefSeq, a predicted model, not a curated record